Molecule: messenger RNA, 2487 nt
Organism: Peromyscus leucopus (white-footed mouse)
Lineage: Eukaryota; Metazoa; Chordata; Mammalia; Rodentia; Cricetidae
Gene: Gtf2e2
Product: general transcription factor IIE subunit 2
Exons: 8
Coding region: 107-982 (291 amino acids)
Biological process (GO): transcription initiation at RNA polymerase II promoter
Cellular component (GO): transcription factor TFIIE complex
Source: RefSeq, a predicted model, not a curated record
GGCGUCGCGGUGGUUGCCGGGAGCCAGCGUCCGGCCGCCCGGACCAGGAAGUGGAGGGCGGAGCCGGCUCCGCGGCCAGUGGCUGGAGUCCCCCCUCGGCAGCAUUAUGGAUCCAAGCCUGUUGAGAGACAGAGAGCUAUUCAAAAAACGAGCUCUUUCCACCCCUGUGGUUGAAAAACGUGCUGUGCCUUCUGAGUUGCCCUCUGCCUCAUCCAAGAAGAAGAAAGCAAAGGUCGAACAUGGAGGGUCAUCAGGCUCUAAACAAAAUACAGAUCAUAGCAAUGGAUCAUUUAACUUGAAAGCACUAUCUGGAAGCUCUGGAUAUAAGUUUGGUGUUCUUGCGAAGAUUGUGAAUUACAUGAAAACACGGCAUCAGCGAGGAGACACAUAUCCUUUAACUCUAGAAGAGAUUUUGGAUGAGACACAACACUUGGAUAUUGGACUCAAGCAGAAGCAAUGGCUAAUGACUGAGGCUUUAGUCAACAAUCCCAAAAUUGAAGUAGUAGAUGGGAAAUAUGCCUUCAAGCCAAAGUACAACCUGAAAGAUAAGAAGGCCCUGCUCAGGCUUCUGGAUAACCAUGACCAGCGAGGGUUAGGAGGGAUCCUGUUAGAAGACAUCGAGGAAGGACUGCCUAAUUCCCAGAAGGCUGUCAAGGCUUUAGGGGACCAGAUACUGUUUGUAAAUCGUCCUGAUAAGAAGAAAAUACUUUUCUUCAAUGAUAAAAGCUGUCAGUUUUCUGUGGAUGAAGAGUUCCAGAAACUGUGGAGGAGUGUCACUGUGGACUCAAUGGAUGAGGAGAAAAUCGAGGAGUAUCUGAAGCGACAGGGGAUUUCUUCCAUGCAGGAAUCUGGACCAAAGAAAGUGGCCUCCAUUCAGAGAAGGAAAAAGCCUGCUUCACAGAAGAAGCGACGGUUCAAGACCCACAAUGAACACUUGGCUGGAGUGCUGAAGGAUUACUCAGACAUUACCCCUGGCAAAUAGGGACCAUUUCUAUCCUCAGACAAGGUUACAGACACACUGUCAAGAUCUUUCCUGAUGCUGGGGUCUGAGGACUUCCUGCCUUCCCGUCUGCUCCUCGGCUCUGAGGACAGGAGCAGCUGAGUUUACAGAACAGGAGCGGAUUACCAAAUGCAGCUACCAUCACCCAGCAGACUAGUGGGGAACGGUUCCUGUUAACUCCUGCGGUUGCUUGGUUUUAUAUUUUUUCUAGAAAGACACAUAGCAUGGCAUGCAGGUGUCUUUGCUAUUUGUCUUGAUUUCUAGAUGGUUCUUGAUUCCAUGUUUUCUCGAUUGCUUUAGAACAGGUUGGCUGGUAGUGCUGAAUGCAAUAUUUCUUUAUUCCAAGAGAAAAUAUUUAUAAUAAAAUCGAUUGUAGGAAGAUCUUUAAGAAGUUAGGAAAUUCAGUUUGUCUUUCUUAAUUCUUGGAAAUAGCAGGGAACAGCGGCAGUCACUGAUUGCGUGGGUGGGUGUUUGGGAUGUCCCAAAGAUCGGAGUCAGGACUGUUGGCAAGUGUGUGGAUUUCAUCUUUGGAACACAGGGUAUGACUCUGGUUAAUAAGCUAAGCAAUAAAAUUACACUAAACGUAACUGUUAAUGUUUUCUUUUAAAAAGGCUGAGUAUUUAGUAAGUUAGAGUCAUGGUUUGCUCCAUCUUGAACAAGGAUUAGGAGACGCUUCUUGCCAGGCUGAAUGUGGGCUUCACCACAGCCCAGCUCUCAGGAGCUGUCCUGGCUACUCCUGGUGGAGAGACCCUCUGUCACCUGUUCCUGGUCCAGUUCUGUGAGAGCCGUUACCAAGUGUGUGUGAAGUUUUAGGGUUCCCACUUGACCUUGUAAACAGGGCAUGUUCUUACCUGUCCUUUCAUGACUUGCCCUGCUCCUGUGUGGUGAUUAGCACAGGUUUCCUCUCACCCAUUGAAAUGGUAUUAUGGGAAUAUAAAAACCAAGUUUAAUAUUCUCAGAAAAGGGGUGACAGUACCCCAAAGCAUUGGGCUUCCGAUGAUAAUACUUCAUAUCUAUUUCACGUCAUCUAUAUGCAUUACCUUUCUUACUCCCAAGCUCCAAAAUAUGGUCUAAGAGGAUGUCACACGGUGGCUCCCACGUAAUUAGAAAAUAAGAAACUUACUGUCUUGCUUUGUGUCUGAAGGUUUUUGCUGGUAAGGAUCUAUAAUGCUUAAGGCAUCAAAUCUUUACCCAUACAUUAGAACUCGCUCAUCUCCCUGCAGAUGCCUCUGUUUGCAAACUGUGUUCUCCAAGCUAAGUUACGGGCCAGGUCUGGAAGGGCAAGUCUGUGUGUUUCAAAGGGCCUCAUCUGGCUCUAAGGAGGCAGACUCCAGACCUGCUGGACAGGUAGGUGCUCAGAUAUGUCUACUGCUAGGCCUGAGCCUAGGGACUUCCAGCUAAGCCUGCUCUUGUUUGUUUCUUGGGGACUGCCCUGAUAAUUCCUUUUUAAUUUCUUGCCUCCCUUCACAGAAAUGAAGACAUUGAAA